This is a messenger RNA of Mytilus californianus (California mussel), 2452 nucleotides long. Its product is annotated as glycosylated lysosomal membrane protein-like. The transcript has 6 exons. Gene Ontology annotation, cellular component: lysosome. NCBI's taxonomy places the organism in Eukaryota, Metazoa, Mollusca, Bivalvia, Mytilida, Mytilidae. The record is from RefSeq and is a predicted model, not a curated record. Bases 42 to 1322 code for a protein of 426 amino acids.
GCUCAGCUGAUAAUGAAUCAUGUGAUCACCACAGUUUAAAGAUGGCGGUAACCGUAAAAUUUGUUUCAAAAGUUUGUUCAGUUGUCUUCCUUUUUAUUGUUCUUUUGGAGUCAAUAGUAGCUUUAAGAACGAUACAAACAGAAUUAAAUCCUGGGUGUGAUGACACAAAAGAAGAUUGUGCAGGAGGUGUGGCUUACAUCAAAGCUAUUGGAGAACAAAAUACAUUUCAUUAUAUACUCACAGCCAUUGGACCACCCACAGUCCUUGUCAUCUUGACAGAGAAAACAACGAAAGAUGCUGGAAUAACUAUUAACUGGGACAACUUUAAAUCAGGCAAUAUCACUGAAAUGGAAAAAUCAAUCAAAUUAGAUCUAAGUUAUACAGUAUUGUAUUCUUAUGGGGUUGUCUUUACAAGGUUAUUUCAAUACAAUGACACAGAAGAUAAAGCAGAGCUUGGAAAAUUAAAUUUGGACAAAACAGCAUUUCGAGUGUUUGACUUCUCUAGAUCAAUGUUUGAAUGGUAUGACCUGAAACCUAUCUCAUCAGAUUCUUCUAUUAAGUUGAGGGUCAAAAAUAGUUCAGCUAUAAUGGGACAGACAAUAAACAAUGGCUCCUUAGAAUUUAAAUUUAGUUUUUUUGACCACAUGGACAGAGCUAAAGAUUUACCACAUCUACAGUAUACUGAAGAUACGAGUCAGUUUGAUUUUACACUGAUGAAUAUUGAUACAGGGAACAUGUCGCUAUCCAGGUUCGCUUUAGAAAGUGUAUUGUUCAGCACAGAUUCUGCAGGAAAAGAUAUGAAAUUUGACGAGACCAAAUCUAUAGAUGAUGAGUACACACCUGGCGUGUUUACGAUAUCAAACUGGCUAGCCAGACCAGAGAAAGAAGAUCAGGGAGGUUUUCUUCAACACAAGCCAGUGUGUUAUACUAAACCAAAACGUGGAAGAGCCUAUGGGACUUUUGUCAGAGGUUAUGGUUUGACCAAAGUUACAGAUGUUCAGUAUUUAUUAGACCAAAGUGCAGUAUUGGCAUAUUUUGGAAGUGUAAAUAUGGCUAAAUUGAGAAUAAGCUCUACCAACUUUUCAUUUGGUCUUACUGAUGAUGGAACAUUUACAAAAACUAAUUAUACUGUUUGGACUGGUUCUAUAGGUUACGGCAAACCUCCGAUGGAUGUAGUGUCUUCUCUAGUGGUUGUUGUGAUAUCUGUUGGACUUGGUAUACCUGUGGUACUAAUUUUAUUUGGAGGACUUUUUGUCUGCCUGAAGAAAAAAACGGAUCCUCUAUUAGUUGAUGUUUCUAAAAAUGCAAUGUCUGUUAACUGAGUCCAAUUAAUUUAAGUGAUGAAAAAAAAAAUACUCAUUUGUUUGUUUUUACUUACUGUACUUAACUCUUACAUUAAUUUUUGUCUCCGCUGUUACAAAAGUUGUUGAAGUGAGACUUAGGAAUGCUGUUUCUGGCAUUCCCGGGCAUCAACAAUUGUUAAGUGUUUUUGAUGAUGCCACACAGGUGCGACAUAUUUCUAUAUUAACGGUUAAUCUUACCAUCAAAAUAAUAAAUUAUUUAUUGAGCUGGUUUUAGAGUAUAUUAGCUCAAGUAACAUUUUAAAAUUAUUUAAAGAAAUUCUACAUAUUUUUACAUCUCUGGCUUUCAAAUGUAAAGAUUUUUUAUGCCCCCGCUGUAGAGGUGGUACAUUAAGUUUUACCCUUGUAUUGUUCUAAAAGAAUGUAAAUCCAUAAGAUCGAGCGAUUCAGACUCAAAAAAUAAUAAAUACAGAAGUUCACUUUUCGAACUUUUAUACAUCAAGAGGUUUUGAAUAUAAAAUUUUAAAAACAAAAAACAUGUGAUGAUACACACACCCCUUUUCACUAAAAACUCUUAAUCUUUUUUAGUUUUUAUCCUCCUCUAAAAAUAUGAUAUGUCUUUAAUGAAUAACAGAUUUUUAUGAAAUCUGAUUUAUUUAACAAAUUUUAAAAUAAACAACAAUUUUACAAUGAAAUGUUUGUCAAUAGAAAAUGAACAAUAAAUCAAAUGAGAAAAAAUAUUGAUAGGUCUUUUGUGCAACAUUUUGAAAUACAAGCAUUGGAGAACCAGAAUUUUGUACGAGGAGAAUGUCUGGAUAUCUGAUAGGAAAUGUAUGGGCGGAAAUUAAUGAUAUGUUAACUGUAUGACUUAUGUUGUAAAAGAACAUGCAACAAUUUUGUCAAAAAGAGUAUUUAAAAAGUAUGCUGUUAAAAUGAUUUGACAAAUGUAAGGGUUGCUGGGAAAAAUUGAUAAAUUUUUUAGAAGAGUUGCAAAUUAUGAAUGGAAAGUUUAAAGCUUUAAUAAGGGGAAAUCAGUAAUUUAUCAUUGAAAUGACUUCUAUUCCAUUUAAAAGUGCACAUUAUCUGUUUAACUGUGAUAUCUAUGUUCUUGUUUGUAUGUUUUACUUUAAUGAAUAAAAGUUAAAUACAAA